GACACCCCGUUUACGGCAAAUGGAAUAUGGCGGAGGGUGAGAAAUUCCCAGACGGACUGGAGCUCAGCAAGGAAUGGCUGGAGGCUGCAGACAGCAGGGCGGAGCUGCUCCGCUACCUGAGGGAGCAUGUGCCUCAGAUCUUCUGCCUGAAGAAAGUGUCCAGCCCUCAGGAGGAAGAGGAGAUCGCACAGAGCCGACUCCUCCAACCUCUGGAGUGUUUCUUGUUUGGAGAAGAUCCUGAAGAGGGUCUGGAGAAGCUCAAGCAGGGCAGCACCUCCUCCCAGCUCUGUGGACGUGUCUUCAAAGAGGGAGAGACUGUGUACUCCUGCAGGGAUUGUGCAAUAGAUCCCACUUGUGUCCUGUGCAUGGAUUGCUUCCUGAAUAGUGUGCACAAAAGCCAUCGUUACAAGAUGCAUGCGUCAUCGGGCGGGGGGUUCUGUGAUUGUGGGGAUGUAGAAGCCUGGAAGAUCGGCCCCUGUUGCUCCAAACACGACCCAGGGGCAGCCACUGCCAUGGUAACGGAUGAGUGUGUGUUGGCGCCUGAGUUAUAUGAGCGUGCUGAGAAGCUGUUCCGGGUGCUGCUGCACUACGUCACAGAUUUCCUGGUGUGGGAGGAGAACUUUGAGCUACCAGCUGAACUCCAGCCUCGACAGAAAGAGAAUGCAUACUACUGUGUACUGUACAAUGAUGAGCACCACUCGUACGACCAUGUGAUCUACACCCUGCAGCGUUCUGUGAACUGUGAUCAGGCUGAAGCACAGACACACACAGCACUUAUUGAUAAGGAGGGUCGGCGUGCAGUAAAGAGAGGAACCCUUCGCUCCUGCCAGCAAGCAAAAGACCUUAUCAGGUCCAACUCUGAGCACAUUUCCCUGCAGCCGCUGAGGGUGGAGAUCCUUCACGCAACCGUAAUGGCUCAUCAGACUUUUGCUUUGCGUCUCGGCUCCUGGUUCCAAAAGAUCAUCGGUCUCUCAGCUGGCUUCAGGCAGGCCUUCUGUCAGGUGGCACUAGAGCCAAACGCAGAUCGAGACCGUCCUUGUCUCAUCAGCAGACUCAUGCUACACGAUGCCAGGAUGUAUAAAGGAGCUCGCAAGAUAGUUCAUGAGCUGAUUUUCUGUAGCAUGCUGAUGGAGACAGAAUUCAAGAGGCUUUUUGCUAUCGAGUUCACAAAGCACUACAUGCAGUUGCAGAAGGACUUCAUCAAUGAUGACCAUGAAAGGAGCAUAUCCAUCACCGCUCUGUCUGUUCAGAUCUUCACUGUACCCACACUGGCCAGACAUCUGAUUGAAGAGGUCAAUGUCAUUAAGGUGGUAGUUGAUACCGUUAUGGAACUGCUGCGGGAACAUCUGGAUGACAACAAUCGCUUCUUCUUCCUGGGCUACAACUCAGAGAAGUUUUCACGCAUCCAGGUCAUCUUCCACGACCUCAGGUAUAUUCUGAUCAGUAAACCUUCAAUAUGGACCGAAGAGCAGCGGAGACAGUUCCUAGAGGGUUUCAAAGUCUUUCUUGGGUUUCUCAAAUGCAUGCAGGGCAUGGAGGAGGUGAAGCGUCAGUUUGGGCAACACAUUGCAGUAGAGCCAGAAUGGGAAGCUGGCUUUUCUCUUCAGAUCCAGCUCCGCCACAUUCUUGCCAUGUUUCAGGACUGGUGUUCCUCUGAUGACGAGAUCUUGCUGCUUGCAUUUAAAGAGUGCCACGAGGUCCUGAUGCAGUGCAAUAAUCAGUCCUUCAAUAGGGCGGCCACUGACUACUACAUGUGCAAGCACAUCCUCCAUGUUUGUCCGUACAAAGUGUCUCAGGAGCCUGUCAGCAUACAUCUGCCCAUCUCCCGGCUUCUGGCUGGCCUGUAUGUACAUCUGUGCAGAACAGGGGCAAUUGAACAUCUGGAAAAUCCUGAGAGUUAUGACUACACUCAGCUGGCAGAACAUCCUCUGCGCUGUGUGGUGCUGGCUGCUCAGGUCUCAGCAGAAAUGUGGCGGAGAAACGGGCUUUCAUUGGUCAGCCAGGUCUACUACUAUCAGGACGUAAAAUGCAGGGAUGAGAUGUACGACAAGGACAUUCUCAUGCUUCAGAUUGCUGCUUCCAAAAUGGACGCCAACCACUUCCUCAUGCUGAUCUUGUUGAGAUUUGAGCUCUUUGAUUAUUUUAACGGAAGUUGUUCAAGCAAAGACCAGGAUGAAUUGAUGCAGUGGAACCGACUGACAGAAGAGAUGCUGUACCUCCUGAUCGUCAUCGUUGGUGAGCGCUAUGUGCCCGGGAUUAGUCAGGUGACCAGAGAGGACGUGACAAUGAGGGAGGUUAUUCACCUGUUGUGCAUUGAGCCCAUGGCUCACAGUAGCCUGGUCAAAGGCCUGCCAGAGAAUGAAAGCCACGAAACAGGUCUGGAGUCAGUAAUUACCAAAGUUGCCACCUUCAAAAAACCUGGAGUAUCAGGACAUGGACUAUAUGAAGUAAAAAAAGAACGUCUGGUAGAAUUUAACCCUUUCUUCUACCACUAUUCGAGAUCCCAGCAUAGCAAGGCAGAAGAGUCUCAGAAGAAGAGGAGGACUCAGGAGGGCAAUGAUAAAGCUCUUCGUCCUCCGGUGCCCCCAACCUUCUGCCCAGCUUUCUCCAACAUAGUGCGUCUGCUCUGCUGUGACAUUAUCAUCCACAUCCUGAGACGCGUCCUGCAGAGAGCUGCGGAGGACCGGGCGACUCAUUGGACAGAAUCCAUGAUCCAGAGGGCCCUGCACCUGAUUGGUCAGGCAUUGCUUGAAGAGAAAACACAGCUUGAGGACAGCACUGUGGAGGAAGUGACCUUCAAUUUCAGCCUCAAAGCUCGAAGAAUUGGUUCAGAACAUGGCAAGUCCGUGUUCCUCUUGUUGUCCAAGAUUAAGGCUCUUCCUUCCCUCGAAGCUCAGAAAGACAUGGUCAAAUGGGUUUUACAGAUGUUUGAGAUUGUCAAGUGCCUUAGAGAGAAGUCUAGUCCAACAGCUUUCAUGAGCGUGGAGGCAACCAAGCCAGAAGAGAGUGCUCAAGACAAAGAGAAAGCAGAGCGGAAAAGAAAGGCAGAGGCAGCCAAACUCCACCGUCAGAAGAUUAUGGCCCAAAUGUCAGAGAUGCAGAAGAACUUCAUUGAGUCAAACAAGAUGCUGUACGACAACAUGCCUGACAGUGGGACGCAGGGAGAGCCUGUUACAACUACUAACAGCUGCACCAUGGAGCAGAGGGAGCUGUGUGUAGCUGUUGGGCCCCACCGAGGGUCAACCCCGGCUGAGAGGGAGGUGCUGACCUGCAUUCUUUGCCAGGAGGAGCAGGAAGUGGUGGCUCAGGCUCCAGCCAUGGUACUGACUGCGUGUGUCCAGAGGUCCACAGUGCUGACACAGUGCAGAGGAAAGAUACUGACCAGCAGAGCAGAUGGGUCAGGGACAUAUCCUCUGUUCAUGCCUCCUGAUCUGGCAGUGGGGACCCACACUGGCAGCUGUGGACAUGUCAUGCACGCCACAUGUUGGCAGAAGUAUUUUGAGGCAAUCCAGAAUACGACCAGGAACCGGCUCCACGCUGAGCUGAUCAUAGACCUGGAGAAUGGGGAGUACCUGUGUCCUUUGUGCAAGUCUCUCUGCAAUACCGUUGUCCCUCUCAUCCCAUUGGAACCACUAACAUUUAACUAUGAGAAUGCAGAGAUCAUUGGACAGCAUUUGACCAUGCCUCGCUGGAUCCAGAUCCUCUCUGCAAGGAUUAAAGGACUCAAGUCAGUCACUCAGGAUAAUGAUUGCAACACAGAAGGCAAUAGUGCUGACGGGGACACGAUGGUCCUGUGUGGAGAGGGCCAGCCAGACUUUAGAUCCAUUCUCAGCUACGGAGUCCAAGAACCGAGAAAGUUCUCAGACAGCAUAGCAGAGAUGCUGGUUGUGUGCGCCACCACGGUCCACAGGGUGGGACUGCAGACACCGCCCAAUGACCUGUGUCCUCGUGUGCCCCUUAUGGCCUGGAACACAUGUGCCUUCACUAUUCAGGCCAUAGAAAACAUUUUGCAGGAAGAGGACAAGUCACUCUUUGGGUCCUUACAAAACAGACAGCUUGCAGGUCUAAAGGCAAUAGUUCAGUUUUCAGCAUGCCAGAGACUUAAGAGCUCUCAGGCUGUAAUCCAAAGGCACUUCACAGACAUGCUGGGGGUCUUACUACCGGUCAUGAGCAGAAAAAACACCCCUUCGCUUCUGGAAGUGGACUUCUUCCAUCUUCUGGUGGGGUUGGUGUUGUCUGUACCUUCACUGUACCAGGAGGAGGCUGUAGAAUUACAGCCGUCUGCUGUCAGCUCUGCCUACAACCACCUGCACAUCUUGCAUCUGGUCACCAUGGCGCACAUCGUGCAGGUCCUCCUGUCCUCUGCAGAUUUCAGUCCAGUGGCAGGUGGAGAGGAGACAGAGGAGGUGAGAGCAGCAGCAGAGCUGUACAACACAGUGUCACAACAUACUGGAAGGCUGGUUCCAGAUGUGUCCGGCAGCUCUGUGGCAGAAAGAGUGAAGAGAGGAAUUGAACCUUUCCUGCGCUGUGCUGCUCUCUUUCUCAAUUGCCUUACAGGAGUCCAUCCUCCAGAGGAGCUUUUUAAUGCUCCUGUUUCCUCUCAAGGACAGAUGGAGGCACUAUGCAGUUACUUGGCACUACCCUCCAAUGUGUUCCUUCUCUUCCAGGAGCACAGAGACACUGUUAAUCCACUGAUGCAGAGGUGGUGUGGGAGCCCAGCUAUAACCAAAGCCCUGAAAGACAAAACCCACACUGUCAGAUACCCCAGGAGAAGGAAUCAUUUGAUUGAUCUUCCUGAGGAUUACAGUGCUCUCCUCAAUCAAGCCAGCCAUUUUCAGUGUCCCAAGUCUACAGAUGAUGAGAGGAAGCAUCCGACCCUGUGCCUGUUUUGUGGGGCCAUGCUGUGCUCUCAGAGCUCCUGCUGUCUCAGCCAACUGGAUGGGGAAGAUGUGGGAGCAUGCACCGCCCACACCGCCACCUGUGGUGCUGGCGUGGGAAUGUUCCUCAGGAUAAGAGAGUGUGAAAUUGUUCUGAUGGCCAGUAAGACUCGAGGAAGCACCUACCCUGCUCCUUACCUGGAUGAUUAUGGGGAGACUGAUCCUCACCUUGGACGGGGCAAUCCAUUGCACCUUUGUCCAGAACGCUACAGGAAGCUGAACCAGCUGUGGCAGCAGCACUGCAUCCUGGAAGAAAUAGCCCGCAGCAUGGAAGUGGUCAACGUGAUGUUUGCCUUUGAGUGGCAGAUGUUGUGAUGAUGUGUGCUCCUGAGGCGUGCACACACUCACACACAUUACACAUGCACACAAGCAAACAACCCUCCUACAAUCAAAGGAGGCCCGAGCAGCCAAUCCCUCCCUGACAAAACCCCUGCUGGAGUUCAGAGAGGUGGGACAGUCACAAGAGGAAGAAGAGGAUAAACAAUGGAGGUUAAUAAGCAAACCCUAGUCGCCUUGUUUUAAUUUGAUUGUCUGCUGUCAGAAUGAGUUUCUCCUCUGCUAAUGUUAUUUGAGGCUCAUUCAAAUAAAGACAAACAUCAGUUAAACAUGUUUCUGUUAUCGGUUUAUGUAUUUGGUUUAUCCCCUGAGUACUGCUGUGAAUUUUUUUUUUUUGCUUUCUCUUUUUGUGUUAGAAACGAUUUGUUAUAAGUUAUAAUGUUGAAUUAUGCUGUUUUGGAGGGUACAUUCAUUUGGAAAUGUGUAGGCUGGAUCACACAUCCUGCACAAUUUGGUUUUAUGUAGAUGGUCCAAAUAACAGAGCCAUAACCUGCUAUCACCCUUACUCAUAUAUAGACACAUAUAUUAUGGAUAAGACAUUUAUAGAAUAUACAUUACUUUCAAAGUUGUAUUAAAACCAAUUCAGUAAUCUAAGAAGUACACAGUUACCUGCUUCCAUGGGUUUUGAUAUAGAUAGACUAAGCAGUUAAUGAGCAGCUAUUAAAGUUUUCUGAAUUGUAUAUUCAGCUAUAUUUUAAUCAGAAUAUUAAUUGGUUAAAAGAUCUCACUAACCUUAAGAAUCAGGGAGUGAAUUAUACGAACGUAUUUCCUGAACACUAUAUACUAUGAAAUACUGUUUUACAAAAAAACCUAUUAGGCCAAACUGAUUAUAAUUAUCAGAUAUUUACUUAAUGUUUGUAAUGGUUAAAACAGAUUGAAGGGACCACUGUAAGACAAAUUAUUAGUAAUAUUUCACCAUGUGGUGUUUAACACACAACUUAACAAAAAUCAAAUUUAAGAAUUUUAAAUUUAAAAAACUAUUGCAAUACUCUAUUUAAGAAAGAACUGUACAUUUUAUUGAAAACAAUCUAGUAUAUCAGUUUUUCCAUUCAUUAUUUCUCAUCCUUUUCAGAAACUGUUGUGUGGAUACAUCCUUUGUUUUGUUUUUUCCUUUUUGUGUUGUUUGACAGUACUACGUGAGACACUAGCCUCUCUACAGAUGGACUGUUCCUGUGCCCUGAAUAAAUCAGAGAGCAAUGGGGUCACAAUUUCUAUUAUCUAAAAUGUAAACUUCUACAAACCAAUAUAAAAGGACGAGCUCCGACAUGGGAUGUUUGAAAUCGAAUUGCCUCUUUUCUUGCUCGUAUAUGGAAUAAAUGAAUGAGCUGUU
Messenger RNA from Toxotes jaculatrix (banded archerfish), 6603 nucleotides. It is a transcript of the gene ubr1, whose product is annotated as ubiquitin protein ligase E3 component n-recognin 1. NCBI's taxonomy places the organism in Eukaryota, Metazoa, Chordata, Actinopteri, Toxotidae. Bases 27 to 5252 code for a protein of 1741 amino acids. Gene Ontology annotation, cellular component: cytoplasm; ubiquitin ligase complex. Gene Ontology annotation, biological process: protein ubiquitination; ubiquitin-dependent protein catabolic process via the N-end rule pathway. The transcript has 47 exons. The record is from RefSeq and is a predicted model, not a curated record. Gene Ontology annotation, molecular function: ubiquitin protein ligase activity; zinc ion binding.